AUGGCCGGGCGCCAGAUUGGCGGGCUCAGGGGCCAGGAGAAGUUGAUGCACUUUGCAGUGUAUGCUAUCACUACCUCUGUCUCGAAGGACAGGGAUCGGGCAGUAGCAAGAUCCUCGCAACAGCAACACGACAGCAAGAUGUCCCGGAUACCAGUACCAUAUAACAUGUCUGAGAAGGGAAAGUUGAUUGGAUAUCUCCGUGUCUGGAGACCCUUGUUUACUGCAGCCAGUCUGCGGGGACGAGCCUGGGAUGGCCACAUGGAGAUGGCGGCACAGACUAGCUGCGACGGAACAUUGAGGAUUUCGAGUCGCACAUACUGUGCUAGUAUGAGUGGAGAUUGGAUGCUUGGAGGGCCAACCAAGCACAUGUCGGGGCGCAUAGAUAGAAGGAUACUAGUCACUUCCAGAUACCACAGCGCUUAUCGGUCUGCCAGCAGGUCACCGUUCACGCUGAAGGCUUGA
Messenger RNA from Histoplasma capsulatum G186AR, 462 nucleotides. RefSeq lists its product as uncharacterized. The transcript is spliced from 6 exons. Bases 1 to 462 code for a protein of 153 amino acids. The record is from RefSeq and is a predicted model, not a curated record. NCBI's taxonomy places the organism in Eukaryota, Fungi, Ascomycota, Eurotiomycetes, Onygenales, Ajellomycetaceae.